GCUCUACCAACGGAGCUACACGGGACCUAAAAAAAAAGCUAAAAGGGUGUCAUUUUUGUGCAAUUUGGACCAACACUGGCUUCUUAAUGUCCACUUCUUAGAGUAAAAUAAUACAUUAUUUUUCAGAUUUCACAGUCAGUGCCUAAAAUGAUAUUAAGCCUUUACUAACAGGAGAAUGCAUUAAACCACUUCCAAAAUAAAUCACUUACCACAUGAUGAAUUCAAAAGGAUGAAAAUGACAGAAGCAUAUAGCAAAGAGCUUGAACCUUCAGCAGCUUAUUAGCAAACAUUAAAGUGAAAUGUGGGAAAUUUCAGAACUUGGAAUCCUCCUUUGGAGCUUUACAGUCUGUGACAAAACAACAAUUUCUGACAUCCCAAGUGAGCCAGUAAACAUAUUGUAUAAUGUUAAACAGAAUGUUGCACCGUCACUACCACAGAGUACAAUGUUUGCAUUUGUACUGGCCAACUGUGUCAAUGUAAGUAACACAUGCAGCUGUUGGAGAAUACAUGAGGGUUUGCAUGCAGUCAAAACGCUAAGGAGCCUAAAUGUGAUACAUUUCAGUCUAGACAUCCUCCGUCUAGACAUAUGAGGCUCCAUGUGCAGCUGCAAAACAACAUCAAGAAGAUACCCAUUGACCUUUAAAGUUUAAACCCUCAUGGCCUUACUGAGCACUCCAUUCAUAUAGCUAACAUAUUUACACAUUUGCUGUAAUAAUCAGGAAUUCCAUCCCCAAUGCACAGUUGAAGCAUUUCCUACACAAUGUUGGCUUUAAAUGCAUACGACUGUAGGUUAUUGUUCAUAUAACUUAGAAAACAAUUCAUUAAGGAAAACAUUAAUGCGAAUUGACAACAGGGACCACUCAAAUCAGAUUUUACCUGUGAUUUACCAAAACCCUAUAAAGCGACACAAUAUUGGUAUAAUAAAAUAAAAUUGUCCUACAGAUAUAAAUAUACAAAUCUGCAUAGACGCUUCCUUGUUUGGUGUACAAUGUUAAAAAUCUGUGUUCAAACACUGCAGAACUAUAAUGCGGAAAGAGGGAUUACGGCACAUCAACGUCAAACAUAAUAACCGUUAAACCUUUCAUUCUCUCUGACAGACAGCUCAACAUCUACUCAUGUGUUGCACUUGAAAAAGUUCAUGUCAAAACAAUAACAAACUGCACGUGGCAAUGUUUACCACCUGGCUGGGGCCAGUCCCUUCCGACAGACAACACACUUCGCAAAUGCCGCCCCUUUUCGACCAGACAGACAAGCUACAUUGUUAAAAUGUUUGGCCCGGCCCACUAGGCUACUAUAAAUUGCUGGAAUGCGUCCAGGCCACAGACAUUAUUGAUGUGGAGUUCCAGACGCCUGUACAUGAUUUCCGCGAAGAUUACAAUGCAAAGAAACCUCAUCGCUGAGGAGAGCAGCCUCGCCCCGCCCCCGACCCAUUAUUUCGACAUGUGGCAUGACUACAUGAACCUAGGGAGUUUGCUGGAGAAACUGUGUGACGUCGCAGAUCGGACAGAGACCUCCUAUACCCAGCUGAAGGAGCAAGUACCGGACGCCGAGGACCAGACCGGUCGCCAGGAGCAACCGUGGUUUCGUCUGAACUCGAUCGGGACUGAGAGCCUGUCCUCUGCAAGCAGCAUUUCAGACAACACGAGCCACAGCAUGGCUUCCGGCGAUUACUGCGGCUUCUGCAAGCAAAAUGGAGAAACGGCAGAGAUCUACCGGAGCCACAAACUGAAAACCAAAGACGGCAAAGUCAUCUGCCCCAUUCUGAGGAUCUACAUUUGUCCUAUGUGUGGCGCCACCGGAGACAAAGCUCACACGCGCCGACACUGCCCACAGCGCAACGAAGUAGUGCCGAAAUACCGGUGGGCUGUGGAGUAGAAAAUAGUUAAAUCAAUCUGUAAAUGGGUGAUUCUUUUAACUAUGGU
Coregonus clupeaformis (lake whitefish) is the source of this 1922-nucleotide messenger RNA. RefSeq names its product nanos homolog 2-like. The coding region runs from base 1333 to 1875 and encodes 180 amino acids. Gene Ontology annotation, molecular function: zinc ion binding; mRNA binding. NCBI's taxonomy places the organism in Eukaryota, Metazoa, Chordata, Actinopteri, Salmoniformes, Salmonidae. The transcript has a single exon. Gene Ontology annotation, cellular component: perinuclear region of cytoplasm. The record is from RefSeq and is a predicted model, not a curated record. Gene Ontology annotation, biological process: oogenesis; negative regulation of translation.